AUGGCAUCAACAGUGAUCACCUUAACCUACCGCAAACGAGGCACAAUCCCACCAGUCUUCGUUGCAGGAUCCUUCUCGGAACCGCCAUGGGAGGCACAUGAGCUUAGCCAGGAUGCUGAAGAAGGCUCAGGUAGCUUCUCAAGGACUUUUUCAAUCACUCCAGGCACCUACCAGUACAAGUUCCGGCUAGGGACUGGGGACUGGUGGGUCACUGACGAGACCAAGGAGACCGUGACUGAUGACCAGGGCAACGUCAACAACGUUCUGCUCGUUCAAGAUACUCAAGAAGUCUCACCUCAUGCAGAUGUGUCUGGCGAUCAACAAAAGAUGUCCAUGGAAGAUAUCGAAGAGGCAGCUGAUCCGAGCAACAUGCUUCCCAAGGCAGGAGAGCCUGAAUUGCCUCCAGCGAUUCCCGUCUCAGAAAUCAGCGUGCAAGCCGAGGAUGGGCCUACCACUUCUCUACCACAGACGACAUCGGCUCCUAUCACCAAGGUUUCUUCGACAAGUAACGUCUCCCAUGACUUGCCCACACCACCUCUCUCCGAGGGAGGUGACGAGGUCGAAAAUAAGGAGCCGUUCGCCGCAUUCUCCAAGGUCAUUGCUCUAGAAUCCGAGGAUCAAACUCAAGCAUCCAGAAGAUCAACAGAGGAGAGAGCUUCAAACAUGCCAUCUUCCACCUGGAAUCGAAACAGGAUGAUCUUCCUGGCGAUUGCAUUUGCGGCUGUCCCUAUUAUGGCCUGGGGCUUAAGCAGAUGA
Endocarpon pusillum Z07020 is the source of this 756-nucleotide messenger RNA. RefSeq lists its product as uncharacterized. Gene Ontology annotation, biological process: signal transduction. Gene Ontology annotation, cellular component: cytoplasm; nucleus; nucleotide-activated protein kinase complex. The record is from RefSeq and is a predicted model, not a curated record. Gene Ontology annotation, molecular function: protein kinase binding. The transcript has 3 exons. Lineage: Eukaryota; Fungi; Ascomycota; Eurotiomycetes; Verrucariales; Verrucariaceae. Bases 1 to 756 code for a protein of 251 amino acids.